Messenger RNA from Coregonus sp. 'balchen', 20953 nucleotides. Lineage: Eukaryota; Metazoa; Chordata; Actinopteri; Salmoniformes; Salmonidae. The record is from the annotation of a GenBank genome assembly.
UGGUGUGUGAGAGGACAGCAGCCAUGCCACCCCCCUCUGACAUUGUCAAGGUGGCCAUCGAGUGGCCCGGUGCCAACGCCCAGCUCAUCGAGAUUGACCAGGUCAGUGUCCAGUCUAAAAACAUCACUCAAGGACAAGACAGACCAACACGAACAUCGGUUGUGCGCUGUAGAUUGCCUGCUGGGUAUCGACGAACAUUGGCGAUUCAACAUGUAGAAUCGUAGAGAAAUGAACAGAAAAUGACAGCCUCUGUGGUCAGAGGCGAUAGGACGGCCAGCCGCUGUGCAAUGCUGAUGUUUCUGUUGGUCUGUCUUGUCCUUAACAGCAUCAAUCCUCCACUCUGUCUACUCAACCCAAUUUCAUUUGUAUAUUUGUUUAACCCCAUUUUCUCCCCAAUUUUGAUCUUGUCUCAUCGCUGCAACUCCCCAACGGGCGGCGGAGGCGAAGGUCGAGUCAUGCGUCCUCCAAAACAUGACCUGCCGAACCGCACUUAACACCUGCCCGCUUAACCCGGAAGCCAGCCGCACCAAUGUGUCAGAGGAAACACUGUUCAACUGACGAUCGAGGUCAGCCUGCAGGCACCCGGCCCGCCACAAGGAGUUGCUAGAGCGCGAUGAGCCAAGUAAAGCCCCCCCCCCGGCCAAACCCUCCCCUAACCCGGACGACACUGGGCCGCCCUAUGGGACUCCCGGUCACGGCCGGUUGUGAUACAGCCCGGGAUCGAACCAGGGACUGGAGUGACGUCUCUAGCACUGCGAUGCAGAGCCUUAGACCGCUGCGCCACUCGGGAGGCCCUUCAACCAAACUUUUUAUUGAAGUCUGUUUUCCCUGUGCCAGCUACUUUAAACUCAAGAGACUCCACAUUAAAUAAUUGAAGGGAAAAGACAGCUACAGUAUGUUUUUUCUUCUCAGACAAGCAUAAACUACAUCACUGAGAUUUUGUUGGUCAGUCUAGCUCUAGCACAUAUCUUAUUUCUCUGUAUGUUGCUGCAACACAAUACAGUGGAUUUGAUUUUGUCCAACACAAUUUCAAUGGCGCCUACCCACCAACAAAUCCAUCAACGUUUAUUUUCCUCUGAUGAAAGCCAAGCAAAGCAAGGAGUGAGAACCAUUGUUAAAGUUAUAAAAGGGUAUUUUCUGACCAAUCAGCAACUAUCCUGUGAUUGCAGUGGCUUUGCAGAGUUUGACAGUUUUUUUGUCUGUCUGUCUGUUGUGUGUUUUGCAGAAGAAGCCCCUGUCAUCUAUCAUACGGGAGGUGUGUGAUGGGUAAGCACCAGCUCCACACCCAGCUGUUUCUGCUCUCGCUGGAGCUAAUGGCGGCACAAUGUUUAUGACUGAUUUAUAUAUGUGUGUGAUAUGAACACACACACCCUGCGUUCACUUACGUAAGACUAGUGCUAGCUAGACGGACUCAGUGGUAGCCAGAUGUAUAGCAGGUCCAUAAUAAGAACACACAGAGAAACAUUAGUAUGAGCCAUUACACAUGGACUGGAUCACACAUGUUCUUCAUGCCAGAAUUCGUAUUAUAUAAUUUUGCUUUAUAUCAUUAAAGUGGAACUGACAGCAUUUUAGCAAAAUGAAAUCUUAUUAAAAUCUGUUCAUAUCCCCAGGAAGAAUAUGACACCUUUUUUUCACACUUAGAUAGCGAGCACUUAGAUAUGGUCAUUUUCAUGUCAUCAAUUCAUAGAAUGUUUGGGAAUGACGUAUAGUAAGGCAUUUGUGAAAAUUCUAUAGCAAUAUAGAGUGGGAAAGCGGCCUUGUGUUUGGACAAUUAAUACACUGCAGUAAUAAAACCGAAUAAAAACAUCUGUCCUGUCCAAUACCGGUGUCUAUGCAGACCGGUGCGACAUAGCCAAUCAGAGCCACAGUAGGCCUAUAUGCAAAUAAGCCAUUUGCCAUACGGGCCUGCCAUCAUUCACUUUGAACUGGACUGUGUGUUUACAGGCAGUAGCAACAGCGUGACUUUAGAUCAUUAGAAAAUAUUCGCCAAAAGCCACAAAAUACACCUGAAUGGAUUUCUGCAAAUAUGUAAAUACCACGGGAGUCCUCUUACAUUUGGGAACUUCACAAACCUAUUGAUCAAACAACCAUGAAAAGGUAGGCUAUCUCUCCCUCAGUUGCCUAUGCUCAUCAACAACAACAAGAUCAACAACUAACGCUAGCCAGAGCGAGAUGAGCUAAAAUCUAACGAGGGAACCUUAGAUAAACCCUCUCAAACGUUUUCAGCUAGUUGGCCGAUAAACGAUGGGGAAUAAUAUCCUGCUCGUCCUUCUGCAGUUUGCUGCCAAUGCAUGCUUGUCCCAACCCAUGUUUUGACAACUGAAUGGGAACUGGCCUGCCCGCCCAUUUGAUCGAUGCCAAAUACAUUUGAUUGACAACUAAGAGAUAUAGUAUGCUAACUGUGGAUAACAGUCGUUAUCCACAGCUAGCUAACAAAGCGAUUCACAUUUCUUGCUAGCUAACCAAAUGACACCUGCAGCAUUUCUAGCUGUAGCCAACGACAAACAGUGCCUUCAGAAAGUAUUCAUACCCCUUGACUUAUUCCACAUGUAGUUGUUACAGCCUGAAUCCAUCUGUACACAAUAGCCCAGAAUGACAAAGUGAAAACAGGGUUUUAGAAAAUGUUUUCAAAUUGUUUGAAAAUGAAAUACAGAAAUGUCUCAUUUACAUAAGUAUUCACACACCUGAGUAAAUACAUGUUAGAAUCACCUUUGGCAGCGAUUACAGCUGUGAGUCUUUCUGGAUAAGUCUCUAAGAGUUUUGCAUACCUGGAUUGUACAAUAUUUGCAGAUAUUCUUACAAAAAUUCUUCAAGCUCUGUAAAGUUGGUUGUUGAUCAUUGCUAGACAGCCAUUUUCAAGUCCAUAGAUUUUAAAGCUAAUUUAAGUCAAAACUGUAAAUAGGCCACUCAUGAACAUGGAAUGUUGUCUUGGUAAUUCCAGUGUAUAUUUGGCCUUGUGUAUUAGGUUAUUGUCCUGCUUGAAGGUUAAUUUGUCUCCCAGUGUCUGUUGGAAAGCAGACUGAACCAGGUUUUCCUCUAGGAUUUUGCCUGUGCUUAGCUCUAUUCCGUUUCUUAUCAUAAAAACUCCCUAGUCCUUGCCGAUGACAAGCAUACAACCUAACAUGAUGCAGCCACCACCCUGCUUGAAAAUAUGAAGAGUGGUACUCAGUGAUGUGUUGUGUUGGAUUUGCCCCAAACAUAACGCUUUGUAUUCAGGACAUAAAGUGACAGGACAUUUAUUAGCCAUUUCUUAUUCUGUACAGGCUUCCUCAUUUUCACUCUGUCAUUUAGGUUAGUAUUGUGGAGUAACUACAAUGUUGUAGAUCCAUCCUCAGUUUUAGGCCAGUGACACAAAAUCUCAUUUUAAUCCAUUUUAAAUUCAGGCUGUAACACAACAAACUGUGGAAAAAGUCAAAGGGUGUGACUACUUUCUGAAGACACUGUAUAUAUAUUAUAUAUUAUCCUGUGUAGAAAUUGAACAGUUUGGAGUAACUGACUACCUAUUGGCAUACUGCUGAAGGUUCUGCACACAAUAACAAAUCCCAUUUGAAUGCCUUCUACAUUCUUGCUCCAUCAUACCAAUUGAUUCUAGUGACGCUAUACUGAUUCACUAUGCUACGUAAUUGUACAAGUUCAGAAUGAUUUUGCAUUAGGUGCAGAUAUUUAUUCAAUAAAAUACCAGGCAUUUCAGCGUAAUCCCCAGUGACACAUAAAUGCUCUGGUACUCCACCCUUUCAGAGCUUACUCACAUACAGUGGGGAAAAAAAGUAUUUAGUCAGCCACCAAUUGUGCAAGUUCUCCCACUUAAAAAGAUUAGAGAGGCCUGUAAUUUUCAUCAUAGGUACACGUCAACUUUGACAGACAAAAUUAGAUUUUUUUUCCAGAAAAUCACAUUGUAGGAUUUUUAAUGAAUUUAUUUACAAAUUAUGGUGGAAAAUAAGUAUUUGGUCACCUACAAACAAGCAAGAUUUCUGGCUCUCACAGACCUGUAACUUCUUCUUUAAGAGGCUCCUCUGUCCUCCACUCGUUACCUGUAUUAAUGGCACCUGUUUGAACUUGUUAUCAGUAUAAAAGACACCUGUCCACAACCUCAAACAGUCACACUCCAAACUCCACUAUGGCCAAGACCAAAGAGCUGUCAAAGGACACCAGAAACAAAAUUGUAGACCUGCACCAGGCUGGGGAGACUGAAUCUGCAAUAGGUAAGCAGCUUGGUUUGAAGAAAUCAACUGUGGGAGCAAUUAUUAGGAAAUGGAAGACAUACAAGACCACUGAUAAUCUCCCUCGAUCUGGGGCUCCACGCAAGAUCUCACCCCGUGGGGUCAAAAUGAUCAAAAGAACGGUGAGCAAAAAUCCCAGAACCACACGGGGGGACCUAGUGAAUGACCUGCAGAGAGCUGGGACCAAAAUAACAAAGCCUACCAUCAGUAACACACUACGCCGCCAGGGACUCAAAUCCUGCAGUGCCAGAUGUGUCCCCCUGCUUAUGCCAGUACAUGUCCAGGCCCAUCUGAAGUUUGCUAGAGUGCAUUUGGAUGAUCCAGAAGAGAUUUUGAGUGAAAACCUCCUUCCAUCAGCAAGGGCAUUGAAGAUGAAACGUGGCUGGGUCUUUCAGCAUGACAAUGAUCCCAAACACACCGCCCGGGCAACGAAGGAGUGGCUUCGUAAGAAGCAUUUCAAGGUCCUGGAGUGGCCUAGCCAGUCUCCAGAUCUCAACCCCAUAGAAAAUCUUUGGAGUGAGUUGAAAGUCCGUGUUGCCCAGCGACAGCCCCAAAACAUCACUGCUCUAGAGGAGAUCUGCAUGGAGUAAUGGGCCAAAAUACCAGCAACAGUGUGUGAAAACUUUAGACUUACAGAAAACGUUUGACCUGUGUCAUUGCCAACAAAGUGUAUAUAACAAAGUAUUGAGAAACUUUUGUUAUUGACCAAAUACUUAUUUUCCACCAUAAUUUGCAAAUAAAUUCAUUAAAAAUCCUACAAUGUGAUUUUCUGGAAAAAAAAAUAUUUUGUCUGUCAUAGUUGACGUGUACCUAUGAUGAAAAGUACAGGCCUCUCUCAUCUUUUUAAGUGGGAGAACUUGCACAAUUGGUGGCUGACUAAAUACUUUUUUUCCCCACUGUACCACUGCCAAUAAACAGACACAACCUCUAGCCAAUACUCAGGCUUCACUCACUAAAUCCAAAGUAUGCCACACAAGGACUACGUCCCAAAUGGCACCCUAUUCCCUAAAUAUCUAGGGAAUAGGGUGCCAUUUGGGACGCAUCCAAGGUGACCUUAAUCUGCACUUAGGCCAGACACAGUCUAAGUAAGUGUGCUUAGGGGUUAAAUUCGUUUGGCUAAGCUGAUAUCUGACUAUUGGAGUUAGUUAUAUUCAUCCAUUCUCCCUCCCUCUCUCUGUCCCAUCCACCUCUCUGUCUCUCAUGUCCGUUUCUAAAAGGCGUUCUUACACUAAAAAUAAUAGGUGUAGUGGCUCACAGAUAGGGGCCAGACGUGUUUUUAUGCUUUCAUAAACAUUUUGAUUUCUCUCUCUUUUUCACUUUUUGUCCCCGUUUGUCUGAAUGUUCAUAUUUCUCUUUCUGACUCGUUCUCCCCGAGUGCCUCCUCUCAUUGUCUUUCCAUUUCCUUUGUCUCCUGAUCCACCUUGUCUGUCCAUCAUGAAUACUGAGACUUUUUCUAACUUCCUACUUCUCCUCUCUCUCCAAUGCUUCCUCCCACUCCCUCGCUGUCUCCCUCUCUCACAUCUGAAUGCAUUACAUUUGUUUUCUAACACUUAACACCCACUGAAUAUCUCCUUGUGCAGUCUUCUCCAUCUGAUCUUCUGGCAAAUAGAAAUGCUGCAGGCUCCGAUAAUGACUUUUGUAAACCUUAUGCACAUGGUAUUUUCUGUAGGUUGGAAAAACAAACGCACAGCAUUAUAGUAGUAGGUCUUAUUGAGAAAUGUGUGGGUUUAGCUUCUGUCUGCCUCAUGUUUAGGGAGGUCAGUGCACUCGGUAUUGAGUGGAAUAUUGGUGAAUUCAGUCACCUACUUUUAAAUAGAUUUUGUGCAUGUGCAUGUGUGUGUGUCCACAGCUGGUCUCUGUCUGGCUCGGAGCAGUUUGCCCUGCGUUAUGCUGACGGUCCUCAGCUCUACAUUACUGAGCAGGUGAGCCUCAGCACCUUGGCAUAUAUAAAGUGCUGUUUACAAUUCUUCACUGUAAUACACUACAUGGUUCCUUAGUAUGUUACUGUUACUAUGGCAUAUUACCAAUGACUCUAGAGAAGUGCUGUGGUAGUAGCAAUGUUCACAAUUUCAUUUUAUUUCUUUCCAGAGCCGUAGUGAAAUCAAGAAUGGAACCAUCCUUCGAUUAGCCAUAUCUCCUGUGAGACACUUUCUCUUCUUGUACAUGCAGUUCUUUUCUCUUUUUUUUCAUAUAAAUUACCAGUAUUUCUUAGGUAUACAGUGGGGGAAAAAAGUAUUUAGUCAGCCACCAAUUGUGCAAGUUCUCCCACUUAAAAAGAUGAGAGAGGCCUGUAAUUUUCAUCAUAGGUACACGUCAACUAUGACAGACAAAAUGAGAAUUUUUUUUCCAGAAAAUCACAUUGUAGGAUUUUUAAUGAAUUUAUUUGCAAAUUAUGGUGGAAAAUAAGUAUUUGGUCACCUACAAACAAGCAAGAUUUCUGGCUCUCACAGACCUGUAACUUCUUCUUUAAGAGGCUCCUCUGUCCUCCACUCGUUACCUGUAUUAAUGGCACCUGUUUGAACUUGUUAUCAGUAUAAAAGACACCUGUCCACAACCUCAAACAGUCACAAUCCAAACUCCACUAUGGCCAAGACCAAAGAGCUGUCAAAGGACACCAGAAACAAAAUUGUAGACCUGCACCAGGCUGGGAAGACUGAAUCUGCAAUAGGUAAGCAGCUUGGUUUGAAGAAAUCAACUGUGGGAGCAAUUAUUAGGAAAUGGAAGACAUACAAGACCACUGAUAAUCUCCCUCGAUCUGGGGCUCCACGCAAGAUCUCACCCCGUGGGGUCAAAAUGAUCACAAGAACGGUGAGCAAAAAUCCCAGAACCACACAGGGGGACCUAGUGAAUGACCUGCAGAGAGCUGGGACCAAAGUAACAAAGCCUACCAUCAGUAACACACUACGCCGCCAGGGACUCAAAUCCUACAGUGCCAGACGUGUCCCCCUGCUUAAGCCAGUACAUGUCCAGGCCCGUCUGAAGUUUGCUAGAGUGCAUUUGGAUGAUCCAGAAGAGGAUUGGGAGAAUGUCAUAUGGUCAGAUGAAACCAAAAUAUAACGUUUUGGUAAAAACUCAACUCGUCGUGUUUGGAGGACAAAGAAUGCUGAGUUGCAUCCAAAGAACACCAUACCUACUGUGAAGCAUGGGGGUUGAAACAUCAUGCUUUGGGGCUGUUUUUCUGCAAAGGGACCAGGACGACUGAUCUGUGUAAAGGAAAGAAUGAAUGGGGCCAUGUAUCGUGAGAUUUUGAGUGAAAACCUCCUUCCAUCAGCAAGGGCAUUGAAGAUGAAAUGUGGCUGGGUCUUUCAGCAUGACAAUGAUCCCAAACACACCGCCCGGGCAACGAAGGAGUGGCUUCGUAAGAAGCAUUUCAAGGUCCUGGAGUGGCCUAGCCAGUCUCCAGAUCUCAACCCCAUAGAAAAUCUUUGGAGGGAGUUGAAAGUCUGUGUUGCCCAGCGACAGCCCCAAAACAUCACUGCUCUAGAGGAGAUCUGCAUGGAGUAAUGGGCCAAAAUACCAGCAACAGUGUGUGAAAACCUUGUGAUGACUUACAGAAAACGUUUGACCUGUGUCAUUGCCAACAAAGGGUAUAUAACAAAGUAUAGAGAAACUUUUGUUAUUGAUCAAAUACUUAUUUUCCACCAUAAUUUGCAAAUAAAUUCAUUAAAAAUCCUACAAUGUGAUUUUCUGGAAUUUUUUUUCUCAUUUUGUCUGUCAUAGUUGACGUGUACCUAUGAUGAAAAUGACAGGCCUCUCUCAUCUUUUUAAGUGGGAGAACAUGCACAAUUGGUGGCUGACUAAAUACUUUUUUCCCCCACUGAAUUUUAUUAACUCUAUAUAAUGACGGCAUUGCAGUGCACAAUAAUGGUAGCUGCAUUAGACAAACCCUAUUGCUAAGUUAUAGACGUCUCAGCAACAGUUGCUGCCUGCAUCAAGCUAAUGUAGUCAUUGAGGUAAAGCAGGUAAAAACAGUCAAUAAUGGCCACCAUUGCCGUGCCUGAUUGCCCCCCCCCCCCCCCCCCCCCCCAAAAAAAAAUUAGGCCCGUGCAGCGCGGCAGCUCCUGGACAGGAUCCAGUCCCACGGCAUAGACGCCCGCCUGGAGGCCCUGAAGGAGCUGGCCAAGCUGUCAGCUGACCCCACCUUCGCCACCGAGUUCAUCAACAUGGAGGGCAUUGGGACCCUGGCGCGCCUGGUGGAGAGUGGCACCCAGUGAGUCUCAUACAAACAGACAAACCAUGGGUCUAUUGUAGGCUACACGCCACAGCCAUAGACAUUAAUGUGCAUUUGUCUAAAGCAGGGGUCUCAAACUGGCGUCCCACGGGCCAGAGUCGGCCCACAAGUCAAUUUUUUAUGUGCCCCCAGGGCAAAAUUAGAUUGAGACCCUUGGUCUAAAGGUACUUCUACUGGCUACUAGAAGCCUCUCCGGAGAUGGUUACUGUGGGCUAACACUGAUUGCCCCAUACUGAUAGCAUGCUGUUUGUUUGUGGCUGUAGUUGUUGGUGGUGCAUAGGGAGAGUUGUGUUAUGGCUUUGUUUGUGAAUAUGGCCCUAUUUGUUUACUCAGUGUAUGUAUAGAGUGUUGUCCUCUGACUCUAGUCUGCGCUCUCCUCCUCAGCUUUGGGGAGAUGCUGGCCUUCACUCUCACAGCCUUCCUGGAGCUGAUGGACCAUGGCAUCGUGUCCUGGGACCUCAUCUCUCUGUCCUUCAUCAAACAGGUUAGAACUCGCCUCUUUACUUCCACAAAACACACCACUCUUCAUAAAACGUGGCAUAUAAGGAAGCCCAUAUGUCAGAUUCCUACACUGUCUGCAAUGGAAAAAAUACGUAAUGUAUUUCUUGAUUAUUUUGAUGAAACUUAUAUGUGAAUUUUCGUCUGUAUAUUAGUUUGGGUAGUUUCAGUAGUUUGAGGCCUAUCUCGAAGUCCUCCCCUUAGUUUUUUUUCUCUCUUUUCUUUAAUUACUUGACCUUCAACCCCUCAUUGGCUGCCAGAACUGAGUGGGUUGCUGUUACCUAGCAACACCCCAUGUUAUUUGGAGCUCUUUCAGCUGCAUCUUCUGUGGAUAGUUUUCUCCCUGAUGAAGUCCUCUGACGUGCUGCACAACAACAAGCACUAUACAAGGAAAACAAGUCAUACAGUUGAAGUCGGAAGUUUACAUACACCUUAGCCAAAUAUAAUUAAACUCAGUUUUUCACAAUUCCUGACAUUUAAUCCUAGUAAAAAUUCCCUGUCUUAGGUCAGUUAGGAUCACCACUUUAUUUUAAGAAUGUGAAAAGUCAGAAUAAUAGUAGAGAAUUAUUUAUUUCAGCUUUUAUUUAUUUCAUCACAUUCCCAGUGGGUCAGAAGUUUACAUACAGUCAAUUAUUAUUUGGUAGCAUUGCCUUUAAAUUGUUUUUCUUGGGUCAAACGUUUCGGGUAGCCUUCCACAAGCUUCCCACAAUAAGUUGGGUGAAUUUUGGCCCAUUCCUCCAGACAGAGCUGGUGUAACUGAGUCAGGUUUGUAGGCCUCCUUGCUCACACACGCUUUUUCAGCCAUUUUGCCACAACUUUGCAAGUAUGCUUGGGGUCAUUGUCCAUUUGGAAGACCCAUUUGCGACCAAGCUUUAACUUCCUGACUGAUGUCUUGAGAUGUUGCUUCAAUAUAUCCACAUAAUUUUCCUUCCUCAUGAUGCCAUCUAUUUUGUGAAGUGCACCAGUCCCUCCUGCAGCAAAGCACCCCCACAGCAUGAUGCUGACACCCCCGUUCUUCACGGUUGGGAUGGUGUUCUUCGGCUUGCAAGCAUCCCCCUUUUUCCUCCAAACAUAACGAUGGUCAUUAUGACCUAUUUUUGUUUCAUCAGAUCAGAGGACAUUUCUCCAAAAAGUACGAUCUUUGUCCCCAUGUGCAGUUGCAAACCGUAGUCUGGCUUUUUUAUGGUGGUUUUGGAGCAGUGGCUUCUUCCUUGCUGAGCGGCCUUUCAGGUUAUGUCGAUAUAGGACUAGUUUUACUGUGGAUAUAGAUACUUUUGUACCUGUUUCCUCCAGCAUCUUCACAAGGUCCUUUGCUGUUGUUCUGGGAUUGAUUUGCACUUUUCGCACCAAAGUACGUUCAUCUCUAGGACACAGAACGCGUCUCCUUCCUGAGCGGUAUGACGGCUGCUUGGUCCCAUGGGGUUUAUACUUGCGUACUAUUGUUUGUACAGAUGAACGCGGUACCUUCAGGCGUUUGGAAAUUGCUCCCAAGGAUGAACCAGACUUGUGGAGGUCUACCAAUUUUUCUGAGGUCUUGGCUGAUUUAUUUUGAUUUUCCCAUGAUGUCAAGCAAAGAGGCACUGAGUUUGAAGGUAGUCCUUCAAAUACAUCCACAGGUACACAUCCAAUUGACUCAAAUUAUGUCAGUUAGCCUAUCCAGAAGCUUCUAAAGCCAUGACAUAAUUUAAUAGUUUAAAGGCACAGUCAACUUGGUGUAUGUAAACAUCUGACCCACUGGAAUUGUGAUACAGUGAAUUAUAAGUGAAAUAAUCUGUCUGUAAACAAUUGUUUUAUAAAUUACUUGUGUCAUGCACAAAGUAAUGUCCUAACCGACUUGCCAAAACUAUAGUUUGUUAACAAGAAGUUUGUGGAGUGGUUGAAAAACGAGUUUUAAUAACUCCAACCUAAGUGUAUGUAAACAUCCGACUUCAACUGUAUGUGUCUUUCUAUGGGCUAUAGCUAUGGAUCGUUUGGAUCGUUUUUGGAUCAUAUGGAUCCAACUGCCAACUGUAUGUCAUUUGACAGACAUACAUUUCAAGUCCUAAUCUCAAACCUUAGUAAAUCAGCUUUCAAAUCUACCUCAUAAACCUAGGUGUAAUCAACAAGACCCUAGAUUUAGGUGUCCAUUUUAAAAUAGUAUUUCCCUCCCUUGUCUGGUCAGAUUGCGGGCUACGUGAACCAGCCAAUGGUGGACGUGUCCAUCCUGCAGCGCUCACUGGCCAUCCUGGAAAGCAUGGUCCUCAACAGCCACAGCCUCUACCACCGGGUGGCGCAGGAGAUCACCAUUGGACAGCUCAUCGGACACCUGCAAGUGUGAGCACACACACACGCACUGGGGCCUCCCACAUACAGUUGUGUGGGGGAUGUAGUCGGAGUUAGUGUGUAGAAAUGUAGUGGCGUGACUAACGUCAGUGCAAUAGAGCGUAGAUGACAAGCCUUGCCUUGCUCUGCCUCCUUGUAAUUAUGACUGAGCUUAGAAGUGUAGAACCCCAGACUAAUACUAUGAGUACUGUACUAAUACACUUAACCAGUGGCAACUUAACAUUUUGUGCCCAUGUGACAAUUCCUAGAACCAGAUGCUUCUAACUGGUGUUGCUGUGUCUGAUGUAACUUUUAGAUCCAAUCAGGAGAUCCAGACAUAUGCCAUCGCACUCAUCAACGCCCUCUUCCUCAAGGCACCGGAGGACAGACGGCAGGUCAGUACAGUACCUGCUCACCAGCACACCGGAAGGGUCCUCUUGCAAAAUAUUGACACUUAACUAUGAUCACUCAUACAUGAAUGCCACCUAUAAAGGAUAGACAGUGUCUUAACCCAGUUUUCAUGUAUUGUAGUCACUAGCACAUAACCCCCACUGAACGGGUCCUCUGCAACAUAUUUACACUCAACCAUCGUCACUCGUACAUGCAUAGCACAUAUAAGGGUUAGAAAGUCUUAACACAGGUCUCAUAUAUGGUACAGUCAUUAGCACACACAUCAGGGUAAUGUAAUGCAAGCUCACUGUUAAUACACACUUCAUGGUCACUCAUACACAUAUCAUGUUCUGUAAUACAUAACCCAUGUCAUAUAGGCCAACCCCACUGUCACUGAGUUUUAUGAUCUAUGGUCAUUCUGUGCUCUGCUCUCUAUGCUAUGCUUAGUCAGUCCAGCUAUUUUAACCUUAGUCAGUCCACCUAUUUUCACCUUAGUCAGUCCACCUAUUUUCACCUUAGUCAGUCCACCUAUUUUCACCUUAGUCAGUCCACCUAUUUUCACCUUAGUCAGUCCACCUAUUUUCUUAUUUUCCUUAUUGAAGUAGGUCUUUACCUUGAAAUGUGCACACACAAUAUGAAAGGUGGUGUUCUGCCACCUCUGGUCUCUUGGCCCUCCCACCUCUAUGGGAGGGCAGCUCCUGCUCAGCGCAGUCCAAGCUCUUCUCUGUCCUGGCAUCCCAAUGGUGGAACCAGCUUCCCCCUGAAGCUAGGACAGCAGAGUCCCUGCCAUCUUCCGAAAACAUCUGAAACUCUACCUCUUCAAAGAGUAUCUUAAAUAAUCCCACAGCACCCCCCCCUCGCACCCCCUUCCAAAAUAAUCCCUUUCGUGAACCAACACUCGCACUUUACCCCCCCCCCACCCUUACUAGCUCAGACUUUGCUCAUAGCUACUUUAAUGAGGAAAAAUGUACUUACUGUGAUAUGUGGUUGUCCCACCUAGCUAUCUUAAGAUGAAUGCUCUAACUGUAAGUCGCUCUGGAUAAGAGCGUCUGCUUAAUGACUAAAAUGCAAAAUGUUAUGCAUCAUAAAGUAAACUGUCAAGCAACCACUCUAAUAUACCAGCACAGAGUUUCUCUGAGAAACAGAGUAGAACUGCCUUGGCAGACAGACAGACAGUAUGUGUCAGACAGAUGUGGAUACAGGAGUUUGUGUGCUAUGACAUCAUGUAGGAAGUCACCCACACAAUACUUUCUUCUCUUACAUCCUGUCUGGUAGAUGCAUGGGGAAAAGAGAGAACAUUUUGAUUUCCAAAUUUGACAUUAUGCAAUUAAAAGAGGUGGCCGCACACUGUAAAAUAAAUAAUUGUCAGACUCAGAACACUGAACAAAAAUAUAAACACAACAUGUAAAAUGUUGGUCCCUGUUAACGAGCAUUUAUCCUUUGCCAAGAUAAUCUAUCCACCUGACAGGUGUGGCAUAUCAAUAAGAUGAUUAAACAGCAUGAUCAUUACACAGAUGCACCUUGUGCUGGGGACAAUAAAAGGCUACUCUAAAAUGUGCAGUUUUGUCACACAACACAAUGCUACAGAUGUCUCAAGUUUUCAGGGAGCGUGCAAUUGGCAUGUUGACUGCAGGAAUGUUCACCAGAGCUGUUGCCAGAGAAUGUAAUGUUAAUUUCUCUACCAUAAGCCGCCUCCAACUUAUUUUUUUAGAAUUUGUCAGUAGGUCCAACCGGCCUCACGACUGCAGAUCAUGUGUAACUACGCCAGCCCAGGACCUCCACAUCUGGCUUCUUUACCUGCGGGAUGGUCUGAGACCAGCCACCUGGACAGCUGAUGAAACUGUUGGUUUGCACAACCAAAUCAUUUCUGCACAAACUGUCAGAAACCAUCUCAGGGAAGCUCAUCUGCAUGCUCGUCAUCCUCACCAGGGUCUUGACCUGACUGCAGUUCGGCAUCGUCACCGACUUCAGUGGGCAAAUGCUAACCUUCGAUGGCCACUGGCACUCUGGAGAACUGUGCUCUUCACAGAUUAAUCCCGGUUUCAACUGUACCGGGCAGAUGGCAGACAACGUGUAUGGCAUUGUGUGGGCAAGCGGUUUGCUGAUGUCAACGUUGUGAACAGAGUGCGCCAUGGUGGCGGUUGGGUUAUGGUAUGGGCAGGCAUAAGCUACCGACAACGAACACAAUUGCAUUUUAUCGAUGGCAAUUUGAAUGCACAGAAAUACCGUGACGAGAUCCUGAGGCCCAUUGUCAUGCCAUUCCUCCACCGCCAUCACCUCAUGUUUCAGCAUGAUAAUGCUGAACGUCUAGGAGCAACAGCGGCUCAGCCGCAAAGUGGUAGGCCACACAAGCUCACAGAACGGGACUGCCAAGUGCUGAAGCGCGUAACACGUACAAAUCCUCUGUCCUCGGUUGCAGCACUCACUACCGAGUUCCAAACUGCCUCUGGAAGCAACGUCAGCACAAUAGCUGUUAGUCGGGAGAUUCAUGAAAUGGGUUUUCAUGGCCGAGCAGCCGCACACAAGCCUAAAAUCACCAUGCUCAAUGCCAAGCGUCGGCUGGAGUGGUGUCAAUCUCACCGCCAUUAGACUCUGGAGCAGUGGAGACGCGUUCUCUGGAGUGAUGAAUCAUGCUUCACCAUCUGGCAAUCCGACGGACGAAUCAGGGUUUGGUGGAUGCCAGGAGCACGCUACCUGCCCCAAUGCAUAGUGCCAUCUGUAAAGUUUGGUGGAGGAGGAUUAAUGGCCUGGGGCUGUUUUUCAUGGUUCUGGCUAGGCCCCUUAGUUCCAGUGAAGGGAAAUCUUAAUGCUACAGCAUACAAUGACAUUCUAGACGAUUCUGUUCUUCCAACUUUGUGGCAACAGUUUGGGGAAGGCCCUUUCCUGUUUCAGCGUGACAAUGCCCCCAUGCACAAAGUGAGGUCCAUACAGAAAUGGUUUGUCAAGAUCGGUGUGGAAGAACUUGACUGGCCUGCACAGAGCCCUGACCUCAACCCCAUUGAACACCUUUGGGAUGAAUUGGAACGCAGACUGCGAGCCAGGCCUAGUCGGCCAACAUCAGUGCCCAACCUCACUAAUGCUCUUGUGGCUGAAUGGAAGCAAGUCCCCACAGCAAUGUUCCAACAUCUAGUGGAAAGCCUUCCCAGAGGAGUGGAGGCUGUUAUAGCAGCAAAGGGAGGACACACUCCAUAUUAAUACCAAUUUUUUUGGAAUGAGAUGUUUGACGAGCAGGUGUCCACAUACUUUUGGUCAUGUAGUGUAUCUGUGACCAACAGAUGCAUAUCUGUAUUCCCAGUCGUGAAAUUCAUAGAUUAGGGCCUAAUAAAUGUAUUUCAAUUGACUGAUUUCCUUAUAUGAACUGUAACAGAGUAAAAUCGUUGAAAUUGUUGCGUUAUAUAUUUUGGUUCAGUGUAGUAUAUUUAUUUUACAAAAGUAAUGAAGUGAAGAUAUCAUAUUUUGAAGUGCAAAAAUAAAAUUUGACAUCAAACCUACAUGUAUACUAUUCAUACAACCAGAGGAGCAUGUCAGUCUGAGCUCUGUCUUUCAGCCUCUAGAGACUCCAUGCUAUGCUGUACUGUACUGUGCUCUACUGUGCUGUGUGUUCAUGCAUUGCCACACAACACUGCAUUGUGUUGUACAUCUCAUUCAGUGCUGUGCCAUACUCCGCUGUGCAUUGCCGUAUUGUGCUGUGAUGUGCUGUUCCUCACUACCAAGGUGUACUGUACUGUACCAUGCUGUUACUGUGCAUGCUGUGUCUUGUGAUGUGUGCCUAUAAGUGUGCACUCUUUGUUUCCAUUGCCGUCACGCCUGCACCCCUCCUCCCAACCCACCCCCUCAGGAGGAGCAUACUAACCCCCUGGACCAGCAGCUCACUGUGAGUACACAUCAUUCCACAAUCCUUCACUCCAUCCCCUCAGCCCCCCCCCCCCCCCCCUUCCUGAUCCAUAGAGAACUGUGGACUGCCACCGUCAUCGUCCAAUCAACUUAGAUAAAGUCAGCCGUGAAGAAUACAUUAUGCAAUCCUUUCAUAGUCACUCUGGAUCCCCCUAGUUGUAGAAGCAGCAUUCUGCACUCUGAGACAUGUCUCACUGCUGUAAGGGGGAGAUAUGUUUCUGAUGAUGUGACCCCACCCAAAAAUGGAAAUGUAACAGUUAUGAACCCCUUUCAGGGUUGUGUGAUAUGGCUGUAAGCCUUUCCUCAAAUUAGAUAUUGUUGUCUGGUAGUAAGCUUAUUGGCUAACUAUUUCCAUACCAGGCCUCGCUUUUGAGUCUCACUGUAUUUGUCUAUCUUCCUCUCAGGAGAUGGCGAGCACCCUGGCACAGAAACACCUACGAUCCAUCAUCCUCAAUGUGAGUGUCAGGGAAAGCCUGAGUGUACUUGUCUUGGAUGGCACAAACCAGAGCUACAACUAACCAGCCCUUCAUAAUAACACAAUGCUUUCUAAACAGCCCUUCAUAAUAACGUGACGCUUUCUAAACAGCCCUUCAUAAUAACGUGAUGCUUUCUAAACAGCCCUUCAUAAUAACGUGAUGCUUUCUAAACAGCCCUUCAUAAUAACGAGAUGCUUUCUAAACAGCCCUUCAUAAUAACGUGACGCUUUCUAAACAGCCCUUCAUAAUAACGUGAUGCUUUCUAAACAGCCCUUCAUAAUAACGAGAUGCUUUCUAAACAGCCCUUCAUAAUAACGAGAUGCUUUCUAAACAGCCCUUCAUAAUAACGAGAUGCUUUCUAAACAGCCCUUCAUAAUAACAAGAUGCUUUCUAAACAGCCCUUCAUAAUAACGUGGUGCUUUCUAAAUAGCCCUUCAUAAUAACGUGAUGCUUUCUAAACAGCCCUUCAUAAUAACGUGAUGCCUGACUCUCACAACGUGAUGCUUUCUAAACAGCCCUUCAUAAUAACACGAUGCUUUCUAAACAGCCCUUCUUAAUAACACAAUGCUUUCUAAACAGCCCUUCAUAAUAACACAAUGCUUUAGAAAGCAUCACGUUAUUAUGAAGGGCUAUUUAGAAAGCACCUCGUUAUUAUGAAGGGCUGUUUAGAAAGCAUCUCGUUAUUAUGAAGGGCUGUUUAGAAAGCAUCUCGUUAUUAUGAAGGGCUGUUUAGAAAGCAUCUCGUUAUUAUGAAGGGCUGUUUAGAAAGCAUCUCGUUAUUAUGAAGGGCUGUUUAGAAAGCAUCACGUUAUUAUGAAGGGCUGUUUAGAAAGCGUCACGUUAUUAUGAAGGGCUGUUUAGAAAGCAUCUCGUUAUUAUGAAGGGCUGUUUAGAAAGCAUCACGUUAUUAUGAAGGGCUGUUUAGAAAGCGUCACGUUAUUAUGAAGGGCUGUUUAGAAAGCAUCACGUUAUUAUGAAGGGCUGUUUAGGAAGCAUCACGAUAUUAUGAAGGGUUGUUAUAAAGCAUCACGUUAUUAUGAAGGACUUGUUGCAUCACAUUAUUAUGACUUUUUUUUAGAAAGCAUCAUAUUAUUAUAAAGGAAUGUUUUGAAAGCAUCACGUUAUUAUGAAGGGCUGUUUAGAAAGCAUCACGUUAUUUGGAAGGGUUGUUUAGAAAGCACCACAUUAUUAUGAAGGUCUGUUUUGAAAGCAUCAUGUUAUUAUGAAGGGCUAUUUACAAAGCAUCACGUUAUUAUGCAGGGCUGUUAGAAAGCAUCACCUUAUUAUGAAGGGCUAUUUAGAAAGCAUCACGUGAUGCUUUCUAAAUAGCCCUUCAUAAUAACGUGAUGCUUUCUAAACAGCCCUUCAUAAUAACGUGAUGCUUUCUUAACAUUACAGAUCCAGAACUCCUAAUAUAUGUGUCAUCUUUCACAGCACGUUAUCCGAGGCAACCGACCAAUCAAAGCUGAGAUGGCACACCAGCUGUACGUGCUGCAGGUGCUGACCUUUAACCUUCUGGAAGAACGCAUGAUGACCAAGAUGGAUCCCAGUGACCAGGUAAAAUGACCAGAAACUAACAAAAGCGGUCUUUUCUUUUUUUUGCAUUUCCUGAAUCUUUUAGCUGAACCCUUUUGGCCAUAUUCAUACUGUUUGAUGUUUUUAUGUUCUGCCCUCAUCCAUCUCCAGGCCCAGAGGGACAUUAUUUUUGAGCUGCGCAGGAUUGCGUUUGACGGGGAGAAUGACCCUAGUGGCACAGAGAAGAGAAAGGCCAUGUACACCAAGGACUACAAGAUGCUGGGCUUCACUGUGAGUCCAGCUAGUGGGUUGUUUUCAUCUGUAUAGCUCUCUAGAGGGGUUGUUUGAGUCGGAGUGUGUGUGGAUGUAUUAAAGUGGUUGUUUGGUGUCAUAAAGGGAUUGUUUGGUUCUGUAGAGGGGUUGGUAGAGCUGCUGCUCUCUAGAGGAGUUGUUAUGGGUCUGUCUGUGUCAUUGACGCUCAUGUCUGUUGUCUCUCCAGAACCAUGUGAACCCUGCCAUGGACUUCACUCAGACCCCUCCAGGCAUGCUGGCCCUGGACAACAUGCUCUACCUGGCCAAGCUGCACCAGGACACCUACAUCAGGGUGAGUCUGUAUGUGCGGCCCAAAUGGUACCCUAUUCCCUAUAUAGUGCACUACUUUUUUACCUAUAGUGCACUAUAUAGGGAAUAGCUUGCCAUUUUAGUUGUCUGUGAAAGAAAUCUGAAAACAAAUAUUUGAAGAUUUCAAAUGGUAGAACUUCAGUUUUCCCGAGUGUGACUAUCUCUAUAUAUAUAUAUAUAUAUAAUGUGUGUGUGUGUUUCUCACAUCAGAUUGUUCUGGAGAACAGCAGCCGCGAGGACAAACACGAGUGUCCCUUCGGACGCUGUGCCAUCGAGCUCACCCGUAUGCUGUGUGAGAUACUGCAAGUGGGAGAAUUGCGUGAGUACAAUGCUCCCACUUCUCACACCCUCACACAUGGACUCAUCACAACACAUCACAGAUGGCUUUACGGCUGAUGUGGCAUUCAAGCUAGCCUCAAUCUGUUUGGAGCUUUCCAAGCUAAUCAGAAUGGCCAAUCUCAUCAGUUCUAUUGUACAUGUAUCGUCAGAGGGAUAACUGAUUCAUUCUUUUUCAUGACAACCACGUGUUAUAAUAAGCAUCCACUGUGUGUGUUCCCUUUCUCCAGCCAACGAGGGCUGCAACGACUACCACCCCAUGUUCUUUACUCACGACCGGGCGUGGGAGGAGUUCUUCUGCGUCUGCAUCCAACUGCUCAACAAGACCUGGAAGGAGAUGAGGGCCACGGCCGAGGACUUCAACAAGGUCAGAGUUCAACCACCUAGAGACCUUUGACCACCGCAGAAUCUCUGAACCUCAUAGGCUGAGUCACGAUUCUUCACCCUUGUCCGGAAGUGUGCACUUGCACACUUUCUCGUAUGGAUUUUACAAUGUGGAAACUCCCUCCAGCCAAUGCUUACACCAAUCCUAUGCUUUUAAAGUGCACACUACUGGAAAAUUGUGGAAUAUUGGAUGUAGCCAUUGGCUCCAAUGCGUGGUUGACUGUGGUUGGUAAUCCAUUGUGUUGCUAACCCUUGGUUGGUCAGGUGAUGCAGGUGGUUCGGGAGCAGAUCACCCGGGCUCUGGCUAUGAAGCCCUCGUCCCUGGACCAGCUAAAAGGGAAACUACGAGGCCUCAGCUACUCUGAGAUCCUGCGUCUGCGCCAGUCAGAGAGGAUGAGCCAGGACGACUUCCAGUCACCACCCAUCAUGUCAGUCACGCAUCCAUGUUAACUCUUAGACUUUGUCCAUUAGAUUAGUCUGCCUCUGUGUUUGGCUUCUUAACCCCUCAUGUCAUUAUUUUAGCCUUGCCUCAGUCUUGUCUUAGUUGCUGUUCAAUACUUAGAGACCUACUGUAUGUGUGUGUGUGUGUGUGUGUGUUUGUUUGUUGCAGUGAACUGCGUGAGAGGAUCCAGCCUGAGAUACUGGAGCUGAUCAAGCAACAGCGACUCAACCGCCUGUGUGAGGGAAGCUGCUUCCGCAAGCUUGGCAACCGCCGCAGACAAGGUGGGAACCCUACACGCACACAUACACAAUAACAAAUAUGGCAGCAUUUACCUGAUGUUUUAAUAAAAAUAUUUUCUUGCUGUUGAUUUACUUCAGAGGACUGAUCACUACCUUUGUCUUUAUUCCUAACUUUGUCCUUUGUUUUGUCCUCCUCAGAGAAGUUCUGGUUCUGCCGCCUGUCUCUGAACCACAAGGUGCUGCACUAUGGAGAUCUGGACGAGUCUCCCCAGGGGGAAGUGCCUUUUGAGCUGCUCACCGACAAGAGUGAGUCUCCUGGCUACAACACUAAGUGUCUCCCACUCACUCUCUACAGCGAUGGGCUCUGUGACCUGUGCAAUCAUGAGAUUUGAGUGAGGUUGUCCAUCUAAAAGCUCAUCAGGUGAAGUCUCAAAGCACAUGGAAAGGCUUCAGUUUUACUGUUUUUUUUUAGGCAUAGGCCACACCUCAUGUUGUUCUCAGUCUAGCUUUGAGCUGAUGUUGCACAGAUAUGGAUGGUAAACAACCAAGUCUUAAAACGGACUGAUCCACAUCACGCCUAGAUCAGUGGAACUGUGCAGUGGCUGACCUAGAUACAUGCCUGUUUCAUCUCUUUUUAAUUUCCUGCUCUUUCUAAUCUUCCCCUGCAGUCCCCGUGUCUGAUAUCAAGUCAGUGGUGACGGGGAAGGACUGUCCCCACAUGAAGGAGAAGAGUGCACUGAAACAAAACAAGGUACUGUACUGGAGCCUACCAGCAGAGGGCAUGCCUUUAACUGAUAUGUAACUACUAGCCCUUCAUCUUAUUCAUCUCAAUGUUUAUGGAUGCGUCCCAAAUGGCAACUUGUUCCCUUUAUAGUGCACUACUUUUGACCAGGGCCCAUCCAUGAAAUAUCUAGUCAUUCUAGUGCAUGCAGUUCAUAUUAGAGUUGUGGAUAUGAGAUGUGAUCUCUGUUCUGUGUGUAGGAGGUGUUGGAGCUGGCCUUCUCCAUCCUGUACGAUCCUGAUGAGAACCUCAACUUUGUGGCUCCCAACAAAUAUGAGGUAAGCAACCCGUUUAACCCCAGAAUAAAUACAACUCUGAAGACAUGUAUAUGAGUGUGUGUUGCAAAUGUACUGUAUGUUAUCUGACCUGUGCUCUCUGUCUGCUUUGUGUGUCUGUGUGCCUGUCUGCCUGCUUGUGCAUGGAGCAGUACUGUAUCUGGACUGAUGGGCUGUGUGCGUUGUUGGGCCGAGAGAUGGGCAGUGACCUCACCCGCAGCGACCUGGACACACUCAUCUCCAUGGAGAUGAAGCUCCGCCUCCUGGACCUGGAGAACAUCACCAUACCCGAAGCCCCUCCCCCCGUGCCAAAGGAGCCCAGCACUUACAACUUCACCUACAACUAUGGC